AUGGCCGUCAAUGUGUACUCCACAUCUGUGACCAGUGAGAAUCUGAGUCGCCAUGACAUGCUUGCGUGGGUCAAUGACUCCCUGCACCUCAAUUACACCAAGAUAGAACAGCUCUGUUCAGGCGCCGCCUACUGCCAGUUCAUGGACAUGCUUUUCCCGGGCUGCGUGCACCUGAGGAAGGUGAAGUUCCAAGCGAAGCUGGAGCAUGAGUACAUCCACAACUUCAAGGUGCUACAAGCAGCUUUCAAGAAGAUGGGCGUUGACAAAAUAAUUCCUGUAGAGAAAUUAGUGAAAGGAAAAUUCCAAGAUAAUUUUGAGUUUAUUCAGUGGUUUAAGAAAUUCUUUGACGCAAACUAUGACGGAAAGGAUUACAACCCUCUGCUGGCACGUCAGGGCCAGGACGUAGCGCCCCCUCCUAACCCAGGUGAACAGAUCUUCAACAAAUCCAAGAAAUUCAUUGGCACUGCAGUUCCUCAGAGGACGUCCCCCACAGGCCCCAAAAACACACAGACCACUGGCCGACUGAGCAAUGUAGCCCCACCCUGCAUCCUCCGGAAGAACCCCCCGUCAGCCCGAAACGGCGGCCAUGAAACAGAUGCCCAAAUCCUGGAACUCAACCAGCAGCUCUUGGACUUGAAACUGACAGUGGACGGCCUGGAGAAGGAGCGUGACUUCUACUUCAGCAAGCUCCGAGACAUCGAGCUCAUCUGCCAGGAGCACGAGAGCGAGAACAGCCCCGUCAUCUCGGGCAUCAUCGGCAUCCUCUACGCCACCGAGGAAGGAUUUGCACCCCCAGAGGACGAUGAAAUCGAGGAACAACAGCAAGAAGACCAGGACGAGUACUAAGGGGCGGCCCCUCCCCAUGCCCACUCUGCAUUACAGCCCUUCCCUCAGCCUGCCUCGGCCGGUGCUUUGUAUCAGUGCGGCAGCCUGGGGGUCGGCAGGGCUGGGGCAGGUGAGCAGGCAGCGGCCCCCCUCCGGUGGCACUGGCCCACUGGGCGGCCCCCUGCCUACCCCCUCUCUCCUACUAUUUAUUUCCAUUGUCUUCUCUCCACGCUGUGUCGUCAACAUGUCCCAGGGUGCUGCUGCCACCCGCCCCCUGCCAACCCCCACCAUCACCCCACCCCUGCCCCCACAGCCAGCAAGCACACUGUAUUUGACAGAGUCACUGGUCUGUGUCCACUCACUGGAUUGUCCAUGCACUUUACCUGCCCCGCCCCUGGGCUGACGGGCAGCGUGCCCAUUGCUGGGGCUGGGGCUGGGGCUGGGCCAGGGCUCACCCAAUUCUUAUUUAUUUUGUCUUUUCACUCCCAGUGGCGAGGGAAAGCUGAUGGCAGGGGAGUGGAAAGCGGGCUGGAGCCCAGUGGUCAGGCAGAGGAAAGGGAGCAUUUGAGGGGCAGAAUGAUCUCCUAGCACCGGGCUCACCCUCUCCCGCUUCCUUUCCCCAGCACUGAGGCCGGGCCCUGCCCUGCGACCCCUGCCACUCCCUCCUGCAGCUUGGUUCAUACCACACGAACUCAACCUGAACCCCACUGUACGUCCACCUCCCCAUCCGUGUCCCCCUGCCCCGCCCUCCGGGGCCACCCCAGCCUGCCUAUGUGUUCGCUUUUAUUUAAAUAAACGUGUGUGGUAUAAGUCCAGGCCACGCUUCCCCCAUGG
Molecule: messenger RNA, 1659 nt
Organism: Echinops telfairi (small Madagascar hedgehog)
Lineage: Eukaryota; Metazoa; Chordata; Mammalia; Afrosoricida; Tenrecidae
Gene: MAPRE3
Product: microtubule associated protein RP/EB family member 3
Exons: 6
Coding region: 1-846 (281 amino acids)
Biological process (GO): regulation of microtubule polymerization or depolymerization; protein localization to microtubule plus-end; spindle assembly
Cellular component (GO): spindle midzone; microtubule organizing center; cytoplasmic microtubule
Molecular function (GO): microtubule plus-end binding
Source: RefSeq, a predicted model, not a curated record